Molecule: messenger RNA, 5476 nt
Organism: Lipotes vexillifer (Yangtze River dolphin)
Lineage: Eukaryota; Metazoa; Chordata; Mammalia; Artiodactyla; Lipotidae
Gene: N4BP2
Product: NEDD4 binding protein 2
Exons: 16
Cellular component (GO): nucleus
Molecular function (GO): ubiquitin binding; endonuclease activity
Source: RefSeq, a predicted model, not a curated record
GCUCGCCGGCUCUGCGCCGUGCCGGAGAGCGCAGUGGCGGCGGCGGGAAAGGGCUGCGGAAUCGCGGCGCUGCGUCUCACACUCGACGCCGCGGCCUCGGCCUCGACGCCCUCCGCCCGUUCCCGGAGCAGUAAGAAGACAUUAUGUUGGAUAACAGGAAGAGCUGUAGAGUUUGCAGGUGUCAACUGUGGCCUUAAUAAGCACAUUGAUAACAUCAGUGACAGACAGAUGGUCCUAUUACUGCUGGAUUGUGCAAGACAUUUAACCCUAUUUUCUUUGAGGUAUGACUUAAAUAUCAAACAUCUUAAAUAAGAGAAGGGAAACAUUUUAGUUUUGGAAGUCAGAAUGCCAAGGAGAAGGAAAAAUCUUGGGGGAAAUCCUUUUCGGAAGACUACAAACUCUAAGGAAGUUGUAUCCAGUGUUGCUAGUCAUGAGGAGCCAACCACUACUCUUCCUUCCAUGUGUGGGACAAAAGUUGAUCAGGAAGAACUCUUCACCAGUAUCUCAGAGAUGUUUUCUGAUCUGGAUCCUGAUGUAGUGUAUUUGAUGCUUUCUGAAUGUGAUUUCAAAGUUGAAAAUGCCAUGGAUUGUCUAUUAGAAUUAUCAGCCACUGACGCUAAAAUAGAAGAAUCGCCUUCAAAAAGCUUCGUUGCUUCUGAAAACCAAGUAGAUGCAGUGGGAUGUGAAAUAAUGGAAAAGUGUCCUCCUGAAGAAGAGAAUGAAGAUUCAAAAAUGGAUUCAUUUUUGGACAUGCAGCUAACUGAAGACUUAGAUUCCUUAAUACAGAAUGCUUUUGAGAAAUUGAACUCUUCUCCUGAUGACCAUGCAUACUCAUUUUUGCCUUUGCGAGAUGUUAGUAAUUUGAGUAACCCGAGUGCAUUUAUAAAUUCAGAUUCAAGUAGUACGACUCCCAUUCUUUCUACCCCAAAUAUGGAUUUGAACAGUGAAAAUGUAGAGAGUUCUGCCUCUACAUUAAGUUCAAAUUCCUUAACUUCACAUUCACUUUCAAAUGAGUCCAAGAGUUUUACAAAGGAUAACACAUUGGCACUGGAAGAUUCUCUUCUCAGUAAUUCUUUAAAUGUAGCAAAUGACACUACGAUAGAUUGUAGUAACCAAAUUCAGAAAGAGCUUUUAGAAUCUGUGUGUGUUGAGACUCAGUUCUCUCAAGCCCCUGUAGAUUUGGAUGCCAACGAACUUCAGGCUCCUUUAAACCUUACUGUGCAAAAUCUGGGGCUUGGUUUAAUAGGUACAGGUGGAGAUCAGAAAUCUUCUGUCCCUGAUGUUUUUGUACCUUCUGAAGAAUUCAAUUUCCAGUCACACAAACAGACUGAACUGCCACCAAAGGGGAAGGAUGUGAACUACUGCCCAGUACUUACCCCUCUCCCUCUACUGCUGCCUCCUCCUCCCCCUCCACCAAUGUGGAAUCCAAUGAUUCCUGCUUUUGACCUCUUUCAAGGAAACCAUGGCUUUGUAGCUCCUGUUGUAACCACAGCUGCACACUGGAGACCUGUCAACUAUACAUUUCCACCCGCGGUUAUUUCUCAUACUUCCCCAACAAAGGUAUGGAGAAAUAAAGAGGGAACAAGUGCUUAUCAGGUACAAGAAACUCCAGUUUCUCAGGUUGUAAGAAAGAAGACAUCAUCUUAUGUUGGACUAGUUCUUGUUCUUCUCAGAGGGCUUCCAGGAUCAGGAAAAUCUUUCUUGGCAAGGACUUUGCAAGAGGAUAAUCCAAGUGGAGUCAUUCUUAGUACUGAUGAUUAUUUUUACAUAAAUGGACAAUACCAGUUUGAUGUAAAAUACUUAGGAGAAGCACAUGAAUGGAACCAGAAUCGUGCAAAAGAAGCAUUUGAGAAGAAGGUAUCUCCUAUAAUAAUAGAUAAUACAAAUCUACAGGCAUGGGAAAUGAAGCCAUAUGUUGCUUUGUCUCAAAAACAUAAAUAUAAAGUCCUUUUCCGGGAACCGGAUACCUGGUGGAAAUUCAAACCAAAGGAACUUGCAAGGCGUAAUAUUCAUGGGAUAAGCAAAGAAAAAAUAACAAGAAUGUUGGAACACUAUCAACGUUUUGUUUCAGUGCCCAUAAUCAUGAGUUCUUCAGUUCCAGAGAAAAUGGAACGUAUCGAGUUGUGUGCAUAUUUUUGUGACAGAAGUACUAGCCCAAGAGACAAUGAAGAUAUUGCCUCUGAAAAAGAAGAAAAUGUUUUAUCCUCGUCUCUGAAGCAUCCAGAGUUAAUUGAAGAGAAGAAACAUGAUGUGACCAAAGAAAAUUUGUUACCUGAGAACGUUACAUAUCUCCCUAAUGCAGAUUUAAACAACGGAAAAAAAGAAAUAAGUGGUAUGAAUCCUAACAUUCAGAGUGCUUUCAUUCAGGAAGCUCCAGACAUUUAUUUUUCUGAUUCUGAAAGCAAAGAACGAGCAACAGACAAACGUGAAAAAGAAGAGCCAGUAGAAAUGGCUCCUGAAAAAGAGUGUAGUAAAACCAAUGCAGAUAGUUUUGUAGAGAGAAUAUCACCAAGUAUUUGCUGUGAUGGAAAUAAUCAAGAAGACUGUGGUCUUUCAAAUACUGUACCACUUCAAAAUGAAAAAUCUUCAUCUAGUGAAACGCUGGAAGAAAGAGCAGGAGUAAAGAAAAAAGCCUUUGGAAAACAAAAAAGCAAAUCAACUUCGGAAAAGUUCCCAAGACAAGAGCUGUCUUUUGUUGGUGACUGGCCAGUUGAUAAGUCUAUCGGCCAGAGGACAAAAAGGAACCGAAAAACUGAAAAAGCUUUAUCUAUACACAGUGACAAAAAGUAUAAUUGCUCUCAGUCACAUAAAGUAUUAGACAGUAGUUUAUCUGUGAGUAUAGAUUGUAUCCAGCCACAAGGAUCUCCACAUGAAAACGUAGAGGAUGACAGCAAGUCACAGUGCGAUGAUGCCUCAGAAUCUUUUAAUAGCUGUAAAUAUGGUACUUAUAAAAAUACUGAAAAAGACUCAUUUAACAUUGUGGGUGACUGGCCUUCAUCUGAUUCUUUAGCUCAGAGAGAGCACAGAUCAAGAAUGCCAAAGGCUGGCUUAAGUGAACCCAACCUAGAAUUUGGAACUAACAACAGUAUGAAUGAAAUGUCCUUAUAUACAGCACGUGAGGCCUAUUGGGGCACAAGCCCUGAAGAACUAAAAACGUUGGGUAGUCCUACUCGAGGAAGUUCUGAAAUGCUGCCCAAUGAAAUGACCUGUGAGAAUAAAACUUGCCCAAGUAAAAAGAUUCAUAGGCAGCACACAUUGUCUCUUUCUUUUACCAAUAGUGUGCCAACUGCUCCUGGAGGAGUGGGACCACAAACUUUAGCUGAAUUUCAAGAAGAAAAGACUGAAGAAGUCCCUGGAAUAGAAGUAGGCAAGUGUACUCAGACUGAACCACAGGAUUUUGCUCUCUUAUGGAAAAUAGAAAAGAAUAAAAUUAGUGUUUCAGAUUCUCUGAGAAUAUUAACAGGAAGAUUAGAUGGAUUUAAACCAAAAGCUUUCAAUAUUAACACAAAAUUAGAUGUUCAAGAAACAAUUCCGUAUAGGGUAAUGUAUGACAAAAGCACAUAUGUUGAAGAAAGUGAGCUUACCAGUGCUGAUGAAUCUGAAAAUCUUAACAUUCUUUGUAAACUAUUUGGAUCGUUUUCAUUAGAAGCCCUAAAAGACCUAUAUGAGAGGUGUAACAAAGAUAUUAUUUGGGCCACAAGCCUUUUAUUGGAUUCUGAAACUAAAUUAUGUGAGGAUACUGAAUUUGAGAAUAUAGAAAAGUCAUUUGAUGAAACACAAAUUGGGCCAUUUUCUCUGGGACUGAAUUUGAAGGAAAUUAUUAGCCAAAGAGGGAGCUCAGAGAAGUCCAAUUCUUCUGUGCCAGAAUUUAGCCAUGGAAUUGGUAUCAGUAACACUAAUGUACAGUCCACCUGUAAUUCAGAAAAGGAAAACUUAGAGCAGGCGGAAAUAAGAGCUGUAACUACUGAAAAACCUGGAUUAAUAACAGGUAUAUUUCCUAAUGUAGAUCUCAAGAAUAAUAAUGAAGUACUUCCUUAUAGUCAGGCAGAACUUUCAGGUUUAUAUAAUGUUAAGCAGCUUUUUCCAGGCACUCUACAAGCCACUACCACUAAAAAUGUGAGUGAAAUGGAGAAGAAUCCAGAAGUCACUGAGAUUGGAGACAGUAUAAAUUCUUCUUUGAAUUUGUCUGAUAUUUUAAAUUCUGUAUCGGGCACUUCAGAUCUUGAAUUACAUGGAGAAAUUUAUUUUACUGACUCUUUUGACAUAAAUAAAAGUGAAAAUCUUCCAAAGGAUUAUGUGAAAUUUCCAAACACAGAAGAAUUGAUGAAUGAAGAUGAACAGGAAGUGGAAAAAAUUCUAAUGGCAGGGAGUGCUUUGUCAGCUGAAGUUACUGAAGAAGAUAAAACUGAGACGUUGAAUCCCACGCCAGUGAUGGCCAAAUCGCUGACCAUAGACUGUCUGGAAUUGGCAUUGCCCCCUGAACUGGCUUUUCAGCUCAGUGAAUUAUUUGGCCCUGUUGGUAUUGAUUCAGGGUCCCUAACAGUUGAGGACUGUGUGGUUCAUAUAGAUCUGAAUCUGGCUAAAGUGAUUCAUGAAAAAUGGAAAGAAUCUGUAAUGGAGCGACAAAGACAAGAAGAGGUAUCCUGUGGCAAAUUAAUGCAAGAUCCUUCCCUGGUUGGGCGUGUUGGUCUUGAUAAUCCAGAACAAAAAUCAUCUCAGAGAACGGGCAAAAAUUUACUGAAGACUUUAGCAGCACCUGAAAUGCAACCCUUAUUGGAUCAUUGGAACACUCAUACUAAAAAAGUAUCACUCAGAGAAAUAAUGUCAGAAGAAAUUGCCUUACAGGAAAAGCAUGAUUUGAGAAGGGAGCCGCUUAUAUUUGAAAAAGAUUGUGCCACUAAACUAAAGGAGAAGCAGCUCUUUAAGAUAUUUCCAGCCAUUAACCAAAAUUUUCUGGUGGACAUUUUCAAGGACCACAACUAUUCAUUAGAACAUACAGUGCAAUUUCUAAAUUGUGUUCUUGAAGGAGACCCUGUAAAAACAGUGGUAGCACAAGAGUUUGUUCACCAAAAUGAGAAUGUCACUUCUCAUGCUGCACAGAAGUCUAAGGAGAAAAAGGCAAAGAAAUUGAAAGAGACUGAAGAUAUACCAAGCGAACCAUCUUUCCAGGAUUUUGAGUACCCAGAGUAUGAUGACUACAGGGCAGAGGCUUUCCUGCACCAGCAGAAGAGGAUGGAAUGCUAUAGCAAGGCAAAAGAAGCUUAUCGGAUGGGGAAGAAAAACGUUGCCACGUUUUAUGCCCAACAAGGUAGUCUCCAUGAGCAGAAGAUGAAAGAAGCCAAUCACCUUGCUGCUGUGGAGAUCUUUGAGAAGGUCAAUGCCUCCCUGCUGCCACAGAAUGUUUUAGACCUCCAUGGGCUGCAUGUGGAUGAGGCUAUAGAACAUUUGAUGACAGUUUUACAGCAGAAAACUGAAG